UCUUUCUAUCCCCUCUGCGACCCUUCCCAGAGUGUUUAUUCGUCUGUGCAACCGCCGCCCCCUGUAGUGUACUGCCAAUAAUCUGUCACCUAAUCAUUUGCCACUCGCUCUCGCCCCUCUGCUGGUGAAUAUGUGGAUAUAUGAGUAGGAGCCCUGCUGCUGCCACUGACUAUCCUCCAGCUUCCCUUGUCCACAAAGUGACCAGCAGCUGCCCGGGCAGGGACAGGGUGGAAAGGCCGGGGAGGAAGGGGUGGCUGGUGACGUCAGGAUGCUCAGCAGAAGGAAAGUUGCGCUGGGCUCUGGCACUGUUUAAAUAAGGAAGGAGCGGCCAGUGCACCGAGUACCUUGGACAGCGCCUUUCGUCGGUUAGAAAAAGCCAUCUGAUAAGAGGUGGGAAGGGAAAGCUUCUACCUCCGCAAUUAGCACCAGCAGACAGGGAUCCUGCAGCAGCAACAACCGAACUGUCUGCGCCCCCAGCUCCCCUUUCCUCUUUGCAAUGGGAUCACUGUAUCGGAAUGAAUCUAUCACCGAGCAGCCUGCCUAGUGGCAUGAGCCAAUGAAUUGAGGGCACAGACUAAAUAAGGCAGCACAGGAGCCAGACGCGGAGCUGCUGGGAGUACAAGGGUAAGAGCGCUACAUUGGCACAGUGGAAGAGGAGCUACUUUGAGGAGGAUUCGGUGUUGCAGCAGCAGCAGCAGCAGCAGAUGUCGAGCAACACGUAAGGUAGAAGCCCCCCCCCCCUGAACGCGCAGAGGCACAUCCCAGCCUGAUGCUGCUGCUACUGCAUGAGAGGGGGUCUCAGCCGUUGGGAAGUUGCAGCAAAGAGGGAGGUGGAUCAGAACAAGCCCAAGCCCUCGAGUGGAAGUAGGAGACACGAGCACCUCGGUUUGUAUCCCUCGCAGCCCGCGGGGAGGGGGCGGAAUGGACCUGCUAAACCCGAGGAAUUGAUGGCCGCUAUCUAUUGCGCAAUCGGCCAACUCGGAGCAACGGGAAGCUCAUUCCUGGAUGUGCCCAGCGCCCGAGCAGAGAAUGGAGCAGUCUGAUACUUAUUGCUGUUAGCGCGGCAGCACCGACAUAUUUGGGGGGAGGCUCUCGGGGAGCCUUGAUGCAUCACACUGGUGGGAAUUCAUUGUGUUACUUUGUGGGGAUUUACUGAGUUGGAAAAAACGACAUGCAGCUCUUGAAAGCAUUAUGGGCAUUAGCUGGAGCGGCUAUCUGCUGUUUUCUUCUGUUUCUUAUCCACUCCCAGAUCCUUAAAGAAGGUCAGUUGGCUGCAGGUACAUGUGAGGUUGUUACAUACGACAGAGAUAGCAGUCAGCCACGGAGGACUAUAGCCCGACAAACAGCACGCUGUGCAUGUAAGAAAGGACAGAUUGCCGGCACAACAAGAGCAAAGCCAGCCUGUGUAGAUGCACGUAUCAUAAAAACAAAACAGUGGUGUGAAAUGCUUCCAUGCUUAGAAGGGGAAGGCUGUGAAUUGUUACUCAAUAAAUCAGGUUGGACCUGUAUGCAGCCAGGUGGGCGAAUAAAGACAACAACAACGCAAGGGGUGUGACCACUGAAGACAGACAGAAACAGCCCACGCUGAUUUACAUUUAAGUCUCCUGACAAAUGCAACAUCAAAGCCCUGCAGAAGCCGUUCAAGCUUUUGAGAUCGACGUACUUUAGACAAUUUCACUGCUGUGGAUCAUCAUUGUAUGCCAUCUACUCUGUCUGUGCAUCCAGUAUCUCAUUAAAGACAGCAUAAUUUCCCAAAAUAUUGAGCAAAACUUUGUCCUCCCUUGUUUAGGAUUAUGAGAGUGAAGAAUACUGUGUGCUGACAUGAGAUAUGACCGGGCAUUAGCAAUACCGCUCAUGGUUAACAUUUCAUCUAAACUAGAUGUUGCAAACUUCUUUGAAUUUUAAUAUUCUACCAAACAGAAGAGUAUUCGCCCCAAUCAGCCUUAGAAAGAAGACUGUUUUGUCUACAGGAGGACUAAAGUGCAAAAGAGAUUGUCUUGGACUUGUCGAAUUGCUUUUAUUUUCUAAUAUGUUGGAUAUAAAUACAAUAGACCAAAGAGCAAAGCAUAUGUUAAAAAGGACAAAACCCAAAACUGGGGCAAGGGGUAAAGGUUUAACAUGAAUGCGUACAUGUGAUUUCAAAGGACAUGUUUUCUCAGCAGUUACAAUGCUGGAAGUUUACAUUCCAGUGGACAACUUUAUGGACAACUGCAGCAAAGCAUAUGCAGAAAAUAGCUCUUCAAAAGUACAUCUCUGGAACUUAAUGGAGCAUGGAGAAUAAAAACAGCCUAUGUUUUAAAACAAAUGUCACAACACAGAAACUGUCUUAAUGAUAUCUUUAUUCAUCUGUAUUAGAAUGACAUUGCCAUACUAAAACUCAUUUUAAGUUUUAACCAGUAAAAUACACCUCUUCUACAAAUCCAUUUUGAUAGUAGAAAUUGGAUAAAAAAAAGGUAUUUGCAAAAGAGCAUGUUUGGCCAUUUGUGGCCACAUUCUAUACACCAUUUAGCACCAGAAGGCAAAUUAAAGAGAAAAAAGUAACACUUGUUUGACAGAAAUCAUUAAAUGUAUUUUGAAAAAAGCCUAAAGUUAUAUAUUUAACAGUUUUUAUAUGUUGUAUAUUUGUAGAAAAUCCUAUUUACCAAUUAACGUGGUAACUCUGCAAUCCAAGUGUCAGAGUUGAAUUGUGUUUAUUACUUCAGUUGUCUCUGAAGCCACUAGUGUAGUUUGCUUUCUUCCAUUGGGACGUUUUGGAUGUAAAGCAUGAGCAGAGAUAACUCUGUAGAAAAAGCAAAGAAUAAUGUUUAUAUAAAUGCAUUCAACAUUGCACUCUUGGAAGACAUUUUUAUUUUCUCUUUGUGUAUUGUUAUAGUUUGAAACAUCUCCAUGUUGCUUUUUCACAUGAAAUUACUUUCAGCCCUUUUGAUAAAUGCACACAGGAUAAUAUAUAUAUAUAUAUAUAUAUAUAUAUAUAUAUAUAUAUAUAUAUAUAUAUAUAUAUAUAUAUAAUUAUGUACUGACAUAAUAUGAAAUCCUAUUACUUAAGAGAGAUAUAUUGACAAAACCGUAUAUAUAUAUAUAUAUAUAUAUAUAUAUCGCUAAAUUAUGAGAAUCAUUCAAAUGAAAAGAAUUAAAACAAUGAGUACUAUGGUAGAUAUCACCUAUUCAUUGUACAAGAUUUACCUCAUUUUUAGAAAUCUAUUUUUUUAUUCUUCAGUUUCAUGAAGUAAGCAAUUAAAUUAAAUUUGGUGUGUGAAUUAAGAACACAUGGUAUCAAACAUAAUCCCUGUUGUACUAUUCAGGAAUACCAAUGUGGUACAAAUUAGUGUACUGUCUUCCUGGCAGAUUUAUAUAUAUUUUUCUUAAUUCUCUCAUAGAAAACUAUUAUACAUAACCCCUUUCAUUUAUUUAGCAUGUUUUUAGAUUUGCUUAUUAAAAUACUUAUUUACAUCUACACUGAGAUGUGUAAGGCUUAAAGAAAGGACAAUUGCAGUUUCUGGUUAAUACAACAAGAAAAUAUACAACACGUUUUCAAAAUACAAAGCCUGAGUGACCUGUAGUUCAUUUCCGAUCAUUUUCAUUUAGAGUUGCUGUUAUAAUUGUUAACCAUUUUCAUGCAAUUAAAUCUAUUUUUACAUAAUUCCCUUUUGUUCCUUUGCAUUUGGCCAGUAAUAGCUAAUAUUUGAUUUGCUGGAUACCGCUUCAGUAAUCACUUCUCUAAACAAAAAAGACAUGCAAUAAAUUAUUUAAGUCCAUCUAGUUAUUCAAUUCUGACUCUAUGUUUUGGCUUACUGAUUAACCCCUUUGCCUCAAAGUAGUAAAAUAUUAUGGUAUAGAAAACACAGCAGUAGCGGAACAACUUUUUUUUAAAAAAAAGACACUAUCCACCCUUUCUUGCAAAGUUGGGUGAUGCUUUAUAAAUGUGUGUGCUUGUUGGAUGGUAAUCUAAAAUCCUUAGUAGUAGACUCAACCUGCGAUGAAGGGGUUAAUCUAUAUAAAAUGAGCAAGCUAUUUCUAUUUUCUGCACUCAGAAAGUUAAAGGUGUUCCAUUUUAUUGCUUUAAAGUAUUCUCUGUUGUGUUGGUAUAGCUAAAUUAUAAAAUAAAGACAAGUCCUUUUUU
Messenger RNA from Xenopus laevis (African clawed frog), 4120 nucleotides. RefSeq names its product chemokine-like protein TAFA-5 (gene tafa5.S). The transcript has 5 exons. The record is from RefSeq and is a predicted model, not a curated record. The coding region runs from base 1172 to 1555 and encodes 127 amino acids. NCBI's taxonomy places the organism in Eukaryota, Metazoa, Chordata, Amphibia, Anura, Pipidae.